This is a messenger RNA of Pygocentrus nattereri (red-bellied piranha), 2664 nucleotides long. It is a transcript of the gene meioc, whose product is annotated as minamoto. The coding region runs from base 1 to 2664 and encodes 887 amino acids. The transcript is spliced from 8 exons. Gene Ontology annotation, biological process: mRNA stabilization; male meiosis I; meiotic cell cycle. The record is from RefSeq and is a predicted model, not a curated record. Gene Ontology annotation, cellular component: nucleus; cytoplasm. NCBI's taxonomy places the organism in Eukaryota, Metazoa, Chordata, Actinopteri, Characiformes, Serrasalmidae.
AUGGAGGCUAAUAAUGCAGGAAAAAGUAAAAUCAGUGUGGAUGCAAAUGGGGCAAAGAUGGCCUUUGAUCAGUUUCAUAUUACUGGAUCAGACUCAUACUACUCCCUCUACAAGUGUCAGCAUGAUUUUAGCGGAGAUAGUGGACAACAGUUUCAGCAUUUCACCACAGAUUUUUCCUUGCAUGAUGAGCCCCAACUGCCCUAUAAUUCCUGGGCAGCUCAAGAUGACCCUGAUCAGCUGAUGAACUAUGCUCAAGGCAUCUCCAACAAUAGGAAUCUUAUAGAUGGCAAUGACUGUGGGAGUGAGACUGAUCUCUAUGGAUUAGUGUCUACUAUCUUGGAGGAGGCUGAUCCAGUGGACUCGUACUACUCACCAGAGACAUUAUCUGGUCUUAAAACUGUGUUGUCCCCCAAAUCUAUGAAGGAGGCCAGCUUGCAAUACCUUAAUUCUGAGGCAAAGAUGCAGUCCAGCUCUGGCAUACAGUCUGACCAUCUCUGUCCAGAGCCAAUGGGAAGAGACUCUAAUCAAAGAAAUGACAUUUACCAGCAUUUCAAUGGUGUUGAUGUCCCAGCAUUUGAUGUUGCUGACCCUGCCUGGCUUAUAUCCACUUGCAAUGGAGAACCUGAAGCCUAUACCCCAGGUGUCCAAGAUUUAACCAGACCUCCUCCUGGUCUCAGUAUCCCUCCUGCUGCCAAUGCCUACCUUUCCAAGGGCAGGGCGGGUAAAUCUGAGUAUGGCAUUCCUAUGCCUGGGAAGGACAGCGGCUUCUGCAGCACCAGCAAUGCCCACUCUGAAAACAUGGAUUCACUUAAUGACCUGUGUCGACUUUCAAACAUGAUGAAUGACUCCUGCUUCAGCCCUUACCAAGACUUCAUUGCAUUGAGCAGAACGAAAGUGCAAAACAACAGAUCAUUUUCUACACAGGAUGCCAACAUGUUGACCAGUAACAUCCAGGCCCUUCUUAUGGGUGAGGAAGAGAAUGUUUACAAAAGUGAAUUAGCUCAGAACAAUUUUGUGAAGGCUCAGGAUGAAAACAUGGUUCGUCUGAAGAGUUUCCCCCUCCAAAAGAUGUCGCCAUUUGUUUCUCACAUGCACAGCCUUAAGAGAGAAAUGUCUGGAAGCAUGAGGGAGCAAAGAACAUGUGAUGGUGUGAAAAGUCAGCCCUUGCAAAGUGAUUACAUCCCCAAAGAGUUUUCUGGGUUCAGUCAGCCAUCAGGCUAUUUUGAGCAUUCUAAAACCUUCUCACCUCCCUUCAAUCCUUCAACUCCUCCCCAAAGCAAAGAGACAACCCAGAGAAAAAUUAGAACCCACCAAACCAGUCUCUACGAGUACCAUCAUGGCUUGUCAAACCACUACCAGAGUAAAAAGCUUCCAACCAAGACCAGCAUCAGCACUGACCACUCAGGGAUAUCCAAGCUCAUGUCCCACUCUGUGGCUGAAUUUGUUCCACUCUUGUCAUCCCAGCAGAGGCCUACAGCCAGAGUCCUCACUGAUGUUGGGCAGGGUGAUGGUUUGAGUCUACAAGGAAGGAUGGGCCAAGCAGGCUUAGGCUUGGGUCUGGAAGGUCUGAGGAAUGUAGCUGGCACUGGAGAUGGAAUGGACUUCAACUUGCAGUUAGACAAAGGUAGGCUGCAAGGUGCUCCUGCCACAUCUGAGGGGCAUCGAAUUGGAGCAAAACCCAAAUCAACAGCUAGCUUUCCGAGGGAGGUAGAUAAACAACAGGGCCUCCUGCAGAACCCAUUUCAGAUUCUAGGCAAUAUGUAUGUUGGUCAUGCCAGACAUAAAGGCGCUGGCUCCAGCCUAGCCAAAUCCCUGCCAUCCCAGAUGUUUCCUUACAUGAACCAGAUGGGGGAUCCCCGACAGAAUCAGUGUCACCUAUUCCCUUCCCGCUCCCUGCUGACCUAUGGAGCCUCCAUGCCUCUUGUGGACAUGAGUGAGCUUCUGCCGGAUGGAGAAUUUGCAAUCUUAAACCCCUAUCUGCAGGAGCUGAUGGGGUCAAACCCAGCUUGUGUAGAUGGGCCUUUUCCUGGGUUUCUGCCCACCAUGAGGUCACUCAAACUCAGCAAGAGUUGCGGAGCCCCUAUGAGCCAACUGCACCAUUAUCUGGAGGAGUGCUACGAGCAAUGGAGAAUGCUGGAGAAAGAGAGGAAAAAGACAGAGGCUGUACUGGUAAAGCGCUACCCAGGCAAAUGUUUAUCUUUGGAGAGCAAUAACUCUCCACCCAAAAUGCCUCCCAACCCCUCCAGAGUGGACAGACUCAUAGUGGAUCAGCUUCGAGAGCAGGCCAAGGUAGUGAGUUUGCUGGGAAAAAUGGAGCGCUUAUGGAGUUUUCCUCUCCACGCUAAUAUCUGUUCAGCACUGGACAGGCACCUGGAGGCUAUCUAUAUCACUCAGGCCCGGCGCAAGGAUGAAUUCCUCAACAGCAGCAGCAGACAGAGACAAGGCUCAGCUUACCUCAGGGAGGACAGAGAAAUCCUCUGUUGGGCCUCCACACUGAAGGACCUGAGCAGCAGCACGAGGAAGUCUCGCACUGCUCUGUGGUGUGCCCUGCAGAUGACUCUGCCCAAAACCACCACCAGCCCUGUCGAUGGAGGAGAGGGAGAUACUUGUUCGUCUUUGGGUCAAUACAGUCCUGACCAGAUCAUUCCAGAAAGAGCCAUGUGA